CGACUUUUGCUUUUUCCAACACUCGAAUCACCAACUUUUUCCAGACGUCGACAAGGUUCACAUAUCAGCCAAGAUGUCGACCAACGCAAGAGUCAAGCCGGGCCAGCUCUGGAACAAGGGCCGCGACGAUUUGAAGAAGCAACUCGAUGAGCUCAAGACCGAGUUGGGUCAACUCCGUGUCCAAAAGAUUGCCGGUGGUGCCUCUUCAAAACUCACCAGAAUACACGAUCUCCGCAAGUCGAUCGCUCGAGUCCUGACCGUCAUCAACGCCAACCAGAGACACCAACUCCGCCUGUUCUACCAGAAGAAGAAGUACCUCCCUCUCGACCUCCGACCCAAGCAGACUCGCGCCAUCCGCCGACGACUGAGCAAGAAGGACGCCAGCAGGAUCACCGAGAAGCAGAAGAAGAGACAGACUCACUUCCCCCAGAGAAAGUAUGCCAUCAAGGCCGAGGCAUAAACGACCCUGUUAUUUCUGUUUGUGAGGAGUGUCAACAACACGUCAGGCAUGGAUUCGAAGGGGUUGGGGGGAAGAGAGACAAGGAGUAAGCUGAGAGACGAUGAUCCGGAAUUCUGGACGUGCCAAAAAGCCUGCGCUUCAUGGGAAUUGGCAUUGAACAACGGAUGGGAUGUUUUCAUCCUUGCUCUAUCGACAACCUGGGCCGGCUAUAUGCGUGCGGCCCUAGCUUGCGCAGGAUGUUUUUAGGCAUGGGAUGUUUCUUGUUGAAAAUGGGGGGAUACUGCUUCUUCUGGCAGCCUCAUCCCUACCCAACAACUUUGUUCCAGGCGAAAGACUAGAAAAUGAAAGACCAAAAAUUCAUGAACACAUCAAUCGAUA
Messenger RNA from Exophiala oligosperma, 838 nucleotides. Its product is annotated as 60S ribosomal protein L35. Gene Ontology annotation, molecular function: structural constituent of ribosome; mRNA binding. Gene Ontology annotation, biological process: translation; maturation of LSU-rRNA from tricistronic rRNA transcript (SSU-rRNA, 5.8S rRNA, LSU-rRNA). The record is from RefSeq and is a predicted model, not a curated record. Gene Ontology annotation, cellular component: cytosolic large ribosomal subunit; ribosome. NCBI's taxonomy places the organism in Eukaryota, Fungi, Ascomycota, Eurotiomycetes, Chaetothyriales, Herpotrichiellaceae. The coding region runs from base 74 to 460 and encodes 128 amino acids. The transcript has 3 exons.